GUUGUUCAAAAAAAAAAACUUCCAAUUCAACUUAUAAAUAAAAAUUCUGGUCAAAAUUGCGCUUCCCCAUAUCCCACUCCCAAAACGGCCGAGGUUCUCUCAGUUCAAACAUCAAACACCUAAUAGGCGCUAAAAUGGAGAAACCACAUUCCUCUUCUUCCUCUUCAUCACAGUAUUUGCUAGAAACCCUAACGACCAGAGGCUGGUGUUUCCGCGAUGUCAAUGAAGUAAAUUCACUCAUUGCAGGUCAAUCGUCGUCGUCGUCAUACACCGUUGAUUCAAUUGAAUCGGAGCUCGUAAACAUGGACUUGCGAUCCAUCGGUGGGAAAUCUUUGCCCGACUUUUCUACUCUCCGUAAAUCCUCUCAUCUCCCAGGCCCUAAAGUCCUUCAAAUAUCUUCUGUCCGAGAUAUAUCCCGAAGUAAAAUGGCUGAGAGCUCUGGAAAUUCUAACAAUCGGCGUCUACUUAGAUUAAAGCUCAGUGAUGGGCACUCUGAAAUAACUGCUGUAGAGUACUCUCAUAUACCUUCAAUUCCUGAUGAUGUUGUUCCUGGCACUAAGGUGCGCUUGGAAAACAAAGCUAUAGUGCACAGUGGUAUUGUGUGUUUGAAUGCCAAAACAAUUACUGUUUUAGGAGGUAGUGUUAGUUCACUUUACGAGGAAUGGCAGAUGAACAAGAAAUAUUCAGGUUUCUCCCGUUCAACCUUGAAACAAGCACAUGAGGAUGGAACUGCUGGUCCACCACCAUUUGAAAAGUUGCAGAUUGGAGCUUUGCAUAAACACCUUUCUCAGCAGAAGAUAUAUUCUGAAAAAGCUCAAAGUUCUAUAAUGCAUAGACACCAGAACCGUGACUUAAGGAGAGAGAGUGUGGGUAAUGAACUGAAGCCAGCUGUUCAGAUUGAAAGGAAUGAAGAAAAGCCAAGCACCUCCGAAUCAAGGCCAAAGGAAGUGGUUGAAGCAGUCCCUGUCCAAAACCAAGCAGCUGCACAAAAACUACUGCAGAAAAUGAGUCAGCCUCCUCGUGGUGGUCAUCGUUCAAGAGGGCAAAGAUUCAGGGGAAGGGGAAGAGAGGACGAGACAGAGGUCCUUACCCUAGAUGAAUGGGAAAGGAGAAAAACUGGUGCUAAUCUUUCUGCAACGCAUGAUUUUCCUGAUGUAAGCCAAGAUGAAGAACUUGCAAGGCAGCUGCAACAGCAAUUAGAUUUGGAAGAUAUUCACGAACAACAAGAUGGUACAACGACGGAGGCAGAGAAUAUUAGAAUGAGCAUGUUCACAUUUGAAAGAGAUGAUGCUAGAGAUUAUGGUACAACAGGUUUUAGAGGAAGAGGUAGGGGAAGAGGAAGGGGAAGGGGAAGGGGAAGAGGUAGGGGAAGGAGAGGUUGACUUUUGUCUACUAUUCAUUCUUUCUCACCUUCUCUUUUUCUAAGUUAGAUUUGUAGUUUUUUGAUAUCACAUACCAUUUCUUUUUCUGGUGAAUGCUGUUGAACCAAUGUAAUGGACAAAGUAUUCUAUCUUUUUAAGUUUGCCAUCUUGAAGAAACUUUCUUUAAUCUUUA
This is a messenger RNA of Nicotiana tabacum (common tobacco), 1554 nucleotides long. RefSeq lists its product as uncharacterized. Gene Ontology annotation, cellular component: nucleus. NCBI's taxonomy places the organism in Eukaryota, Viridiplantae, Streptophyta, Magnoliopsida, Solanales, Solanaceae. The record is from RefSeq and is a predicted model, not a curated record.